Molecule: messenger RNA, 1746 nt
Organism: Musa acuminata subsp. malaccensis (wild Malaysian banana)
Lineage: Eukaryota; Viridiplantae; Streptophyta; Magnoliopsida; Zingiberales; Musaceae
Product: patellin-6
Molecular function (GO): lipid binding
Source: RefSeq, a predicted model, not a curated record
UAUUCACGGGCCGGCCAUGGCCAUCGAGCCGCUCCAAAAAAGGUCAUAAAAGCUAAAAGUCUUCCAUCACGCCACCAUCAUAAUGUCUGAACCCUUUUGCCGCUACCAUUCAAUUCCAUUCAACUUCCCCACCUCCUCUUCUUCUUCCCUCUUCCUUCUUACACACUCCACCAGUACAACCGGGUAAAAAGCUCAAGUGGUGGUAAGCGGUAGCAGUAGUUAGCUCUAAGCCUACAGAUAUACCACGCCCAAGAAGACCCUGGUUGUCGUGAGCUCUGUCUCUCUCUCUCUCUCUCUCUUCCUUCUCUCGUCUCACAGAAUGGAGCCAUGUCAGGCAACCGCAGAGGCCGUCGCUUCUCCGAAACCUGCCACCAAGCGGAACCUGCUCAGCUCGCUUAUGGAGGCUGCUGCCGGUCUGCAACGCUCUUCUUCCUUCAAGGAGGACUCCUACCUCGCCUCCAGCCUCAAGCCCGCCGAGAAGAAGGCCCUGCAGGAGCUCAAGCAGCUGCUCUCCACCUCCCCGAAACCCAUCUCCAUGUGGGGCGUCCCGAUCGCCCCUGCCGCUGCCGACGAGCGGGCGGACGUGGUGCUCCUCAAGUUCCUGCGGGCCCGCGACUUCGACGUGGGGGAGGCGCACGCCAUGCUGCUGCGGUGCGCGGAGUGGCGGCGGGAGUUCGGCGCGGACGGGGUGGCGGAGGAGGAGAUGGUGGGGCUUAAGGAGGUGGAGGGCGUGGUGGCGUACAUGCAUGGCUGGGACCGGCGGGGCCACCCCGUGUGCUACAACGCCUAUGGCGUCUUCAAGGACGCCGCGGUGUACGAGCGCGUGCUGGGCGACGCCGACAAGCUGCAGCGCUUCCUCCGGUGGCGCGUCCAGGUGAUGGAGCGCGGCGUCCGCCUGCUCCACCUCCGCCCCGGCGGCGUCAACUCCAUCAUCCAGGUCACCGACCUCAAGGACAUGCCCAAACGCGAGCUCCGCGCUGCCUCCAACCACAUCCUCUCCCUCUUCCAGGACAACUACCCCGAGAUGGUCGCCAGAAAGGUGUUUAUCAACGUCCCCUGGUACUUCAGCGUGCUGUACGCGAUGAUAAGCCCGUUUCUGACGGAGAGGACGAAGAGCAAGUUCGUGAUCGCCCGAGAAGGCAAUGUGGCGGAGACGCUCCACAAGUUCAUAAGGCCGGAGUUCGUGCCGGUGCAGUACGGGGGGCUGAGCCGGCCGGGGGACCUGCAGAACGGUCCGCCCAAGCCGGCCACCGAGUUCGCCAUCAAGGGCGGAGAACAAGUAAACCUCGAAAUCGACGGCAUCGAGGGAGGAGCAACCAUAGCAUGGGACGUCGCCGUCGGGGGGUGGGACGUGGACUACGGCGCGGAGUUCGUGCCGAGCGACGAGGGGAGUUAUACGGUCGUCGUGCAGAAGACGAGGAGGAUUCCGGCGGGCGCCGAGGAGGCGGUCCACGACGCAUUCACCACCAAGGAAGCAGGGAAAAUGGUGCUGUCCAUCGACAACACCAACUCCCGGAGAAGAAAGGUGGCCGCCUACAGAUACUGCGUCCGCAAGCCACCGAUGUAGUUGCAGUUACUCGAGUUCCUCUUCCGCCUACUGCGUCAGCUUGCUUUGAUUUCGGUCGUUUCCGGUAGUGUACGCAUGAGUUGGCUUCAAUCUCUCGACGUGUAUCAUAAGGAAAUGGAGCCUCUUUUGCCCAUAUAUCUUACGCAGCAUGGAAUGAAUAUUAAACACCUUUGUCUGUC